This is a messenger RNA of Salvelinus sp. IW2-2015, 7749 nucleotides long. Its product is annotated as pleckstrin homology domain-containing family G member 4B. Gene Ontology annotation, molecular function: guanyl-nucleotide exchange factor activity. NCBI's taxonomy places the organism in Eukaryota, Metazoa, Chordata, Actinopteri, Salmoniformes, Salmonidae. The record is from RefSeq and is a predicted model, not a curated record.
CUCCUGCAUGCUUUUUCUCAUACGCUGCAUGGGUCAUGCUGCCUCCUCUCAAACUGUGGGCAGACAAACAUAGCACCAGGGAGAGCUAUUAGCAGCAGCAGAAGAUCACCCAGGAGCUCAGAUGUUUAUUUAUUUGAGUCUUCCUGUUGCUUAAAGUCCUGACCUCCUCACGAAGCAAUGGGAGUCAAUGUGGAUAGAAUGGCGAAUACUGUGAUCAGUUUGUCAACUUGUGAGACACGUCUGUCUAAUGAUUAUUCUCCUGACUGGACUCCGUACUCACAGUCGUCCCUGCUUAACUGGAUAACCAACACACUGUAGGAAACAUGAACCCUGAGUCUCUAGACAGGUCCAUCCAGAACACCCUCUCAGUCCUCUACCCUCCCUUCGAGGCCACAGCCCCCACCGUCCUGAGCCAGCUCUUCCAGGUCAUAGAGGAACGUUACCAAGGAGAUGCACUCAAGUGUCUGCUGGACUUCCUCAUUACAGCCAAACACAUCCUUGAGAGUGUUCAGCAGGCUGCCUGUGCCCAGUACUCUGAUGUGGUGUUCCGCUGUGAGGGCUGGCCUCUGUGUCUGCAUGAGAAGGUGGUGAUCCAGCUUGCCUCCAUCAACCCCCUAUUGCUGCGCCCAGGGGACUUCUACCUGCAGGUGGCACCCUUCUCUGAACAGUCCGCCCGCAUUGUGGUCCGGAGCCUGCUGGGGGAGGAGGAGGGACAGGGUCGGGAGGUAGAGGAGACACCCAUCCCUGAGACCUCCUACCCCUGCAUCUUCACUGAGGACUGGCUGGGGGAGCUCAACCAUGGCCGCCAUGGCACCCUUCUCAGCCACUGUAUCCUCUCCACAGACCAGGGCAUGGUGAAGGUGCCAUGGGCACAGGUGGCUCUACCUGAGUUUGUGGAUAAACCCAGAACUAUGGCCUUGUCAUCUCCUAACCCUGCUGCUACUCAACAGGAGAAAGUGGCAAGGCCAGGGCCCUCGUUGGCGCUGCCUCCCCCUGCCUCUGGGUACUCUGUGGAGACUAGGAUCUCUCCUGCUAAACAUGGCAUUGCAGUGUCACUGUGUCUGGUGGACAGUAACUGCUCCAGGCUGGUUAAGGUGGAUCAGGAUAGGCCUGUGGCUAAGCCCAUUGGCUGGGUGUCUCCCAACACAUGGGACAGCCGCAGCAACAACACCUCUGAAGUUGAGGGGGAAUACAUAGACUUGGUGGAGUUCACUAAGCAGAAAGAAGCGUUGCUCAGUGGGGCUCACAGUCACACACACCCCAGAGCACCCAUAUUUAGGCUUGUCACCCUCAACAGGCCUGGUGUUCCUCCGGCUCCAGCCCUGCCCCCGCCCCCGGCCUUGGCUCCAGCCCCCCACCGGCCCCUCAGGGAACCGUUACACUGUGGCCGAACCGUCCGACUCCCCGAAGACCCCCCCUGCACCCCUUGCAUGAGGAGGAGAAUGGGCCAGGUGUCCAAAGCAGAGGAGAUCAGGUGCCGGUACAGAGAGUCUUACCAUUCAGCACUGCAGAACCCUGUUACCAUUGAGAGAGACAAUAGACUAAAUACACUGGCGGUUCUGGAGAAGGCUAGUCCAUGUGAGGGGAGGCUGGGACCAGAGGGUAAAGAAUUAUGUCCUGGUCCCUCCCAGCAGUGCUACUAUCCAGACCCAGGUCACCAUGACCAGACUCCCCCUGUUAGCACGGUUCCCUGUUGGAAGUCUGGAGAAAGUAAGACUAUAUCCAGUAGAGUUUUGCAAGGCCUAUGUGGCACUAGGGAGUCUACAGAAAUGACUACCAAAUCCAGUGGAAUUUUACAAGGCCUGAAUGACACCAUAGAGGAUGAUGGGAGAUGUCCCUCCUCUCUGUCGACCACUAUUGUGGACAUAUCAGAGAAGUGUGAAGUUGUGAUACAAGGAAGAAAAAGUAGGGACAUUGACUUCACUACAAAGAUGAUUCCCAGCUUACAUGUAGUGAAAUGUAAAAACACCACAGCUUUUGGACUGGUUUCCCCAAAGAUGAACAGGCGGAGACUGCCCAACCAAGAUGUCUCCCAGGCUGGCCAACCCUCCAUACCCGUUACAAACGGACACCAGACCCCUCCACUUGAAAUUACCCAGCAGCCCCUGGGUCACUAUGCUGUGCCCAGUUCUAAGGUCCUGUUACCAGCCUCAGCAGAACCCAGCACUCACCAUCUCCAGAUGGGAGUCGCAUGUCUAACUGGUGGCAGAGACAGGACAGGUCGGUUGGUGGUUGAGGUCUACGGAGACAAGGAAGGAUGGAGAUCUCCUUUAGUGUCUAGUCUGGAACUCAGCAAACUUCUGCUCUACCUCCACUCCGUAAUCAGGCGAGAACUAAGAGAACUUGGAAUGACACUAGUUAUUGAUGCUCGGAAGACUCCACCUCCACCACAGUUCAAUAAGGCCUUGUUGGUGGUUCAGGAGCAGAUUCCCCAUGCAAUACACAGUGUCUUGAUSCUAGUGGAGAAGGAGAGCUGCCAUCGCACAGAGAAAUGUCCUAGACUACAGAUUGCUGUGGUGACCUCACUGAAGGGGUUGCACAAGCUGGUGGAGGGGAGCCAGCUGAGCUCAGGCCUAGAGGGCACCCUUCCCUACAACCACAUUAACUGGCUGCAGCUCCAUCAGAAACUUCAUCCUUUUAUGUCAGAUCUCCAAGAGGCCUCAGGUUUGCUACUAACGGCCAUCAGGAAACUAGAGGAAGGCCGUAAGAUUGACACAGUGCAGGAUGUACAGAGGUGUAUUCUAGAACAGAGAACUCUGAUGAAGGAUGUUCUGGAGGACAGACAGUUGGUCGCUUUGCAAAGGGAGGGAGGAGCCAUGCUGGCUAGACUGAGAAGGGAGAGUGACCUCAGAUACUCUCACUGUGAGGAUUACAGUGAUGCAGUGGAUUCUGUGACCUGCAUGUACAACCAUGUAGAGGAGCAGGCCCAUGUGCUGGUGCACAGAUCCAACAUGUCCCUGGAGCACCUUGAAUACCUGCUCCAACUCAGAGAAAUGGAGGGCCACUUCUCUAAGAUCAGGGAAUGGUUUGAUGCAGAAGGGGAACGGCGGUUGUUGGAGGCAGAAUCCGUGGAGGACUCUAGAGAAAGAGUGGAGCAGACUCUCCGUAGUUUCAGUGCAUUCCUCACUAAAGCCAAUGAGCAGAAGCACAAGGCUAUGGCCCUGGUGACGGAGGCAGAGAAGAUCCAGGGCCCAUCUCCAUACCCUGAGACUGAGGUGUUCAGGACCAUGGUCUGCACCUUCAAAUCUGGCCUGGCUGACUUCCUCUCCCGGGCAGAGAAGUGCUGUAGUGAGCUGGAGACGAUGGUCACUGUGUGCAACUUCUGUGAGCAGGCUACUGAGCUGGCCAAAGACUGCAGACAAUACCUGGACCAGGUUGUCAGACGCCCAGAGACGGAUGAUGUCUCUACACUCCAGAUGUACCAGGAGAGCUUUGUCCAGUUCUCCUCAGAGCUCUUCCAGGAGGUGAAGGCCCAGGCGUGUGCUUUGAGGGGCUCCAGGGGCAUGCGGGUGUGGAACGUAGCGUGGCUAAAGUGUCAGGAGGUCAGGCAGCAGCUAGAGGAGAGACUGCAGGAUGUGGAGAGGGCCUUGCGGAACACAGGCCCCUGGCAUGAACAACUUAGAGCUGGUGAGGAUGAGGCCUUGGUUCAUACAGUGACUCAUCAUGAUGGGGCUCUGGUACUGCCCAGACCUGGUCCACCACACUGGUACAAUCCCCCAUCAGGCUCUAUGAUGGGAAGGUAUCACGGGGCCUUGGAGAGCAGGAACAACUCUGUGACCUGCUGUAAUAUAAACUUCAAGCCUGAGAAUAACAGACCUUGUAAACGGUCAAAGACCACCACCAUGCCGGCCUCUCCCCAUAUCAGAUCCAUUAGGAGAGCGGAGAGAGAGRCCAGAGGGAGAGAGGCCUGCCACUCGCACACUGUGGGCUGUGAGUGGUUCCCGUGGCAACGCGGGGGCCUGGGCCGGUCCAUGAGCGAGGACUCGUGUGCGACCGCCACGUCCAGUCAGUCUGAGUCUUGCGUCCAGACACCUUCCUGCUCCCAUGGGAAACCCUCCUGUCGGAUCCUGCAGGCCGCUCAGAAGUUCCAGAUCUCACGGCAUGGCAGCUUCUGCUCAGAGGAAUCCUGUAGUGUCCAAGAGGGGGCAGAGAGGACCUCUUCAAGGAAUACUAGCCCAUCAGUGAGGAGGUGUGAGGGAACAACAUCAUUGGCAAGUUCAGAGGAGAAGGCUGGCAAUAUUAUGAAGCUGCAGCGGAUCAUGGCAGAGCUACUGUUAACAGAGAGGGAGUAUGUGCGCUCCCUGGGUUACAUCCUGACUCAUUACCUCCCCCUGCUGGAGAGGCCUGACGUGCCACAAGACCUGCGGGGCAAACGUGGAGUCAUCUUUGGGAACCUGGAGAAGCUGUAUGACUUCCACGGCCAUUUCUUCCUCAGAGAGCUGGAUGCCUGUCAGACAGAGCCUUUACAAGUGGCUCGCUGCUUCCUGAGACACAGAGACAGUUUAGGCCUCUAUGCUCUCUACAGCAAGAACAAGCCUCAAUCAGAUGCCUUAAUCCUUCACCAUCGCCCUGACAUCUUCAAGAGGAAGCAGCAGGAGCUGGGGGAUCACAUGGACCUGUCCUCCUACCUCCUGAGGCCCAUCCAGAGGAUCAGUAAGUACAGCCUGCUUCUGCAGGACAUGCUGGGGAUGUGUGGGCCUCAGAGAGACAGGGAAGAGCUCCAGGCUGCAGCCGACGUGGUCCGCUUCCAGAUGCGUCAUGGCAACGACCUCCUCACCAUGGACGCAAUCCAGGACUGUGACGUGAAUCUAAAGGAGCAGGGCCAGCUGAUUCGCCAGGAUGAGUUCAUCGUGUUCUUCAGAAAGAAGAAAUGCUCCCGCCGUAUUUUCCUCUUCCAGGAUCUCAUCCUCUUCAGCAAGACCAAGAAGACCAAUGUGGGCAAUGAUGUGUACAUCUACAAACAGUCUUUCAAGACAUCUGAUAUUGGGAUGACCCAUAACUCUGGAGAGAGUGGUUUCUGUUUUGAGAUCUGGUUCCGGAGGAGGAAGUUCCAGGACACGUACACUCUGAAGGCUGACAGGGCGGAGGUGAAAAGCGCCUGGACCAGAGACCUGGAGCAGAUCCUCUGGGAACAAGCUGCCUACAGCAGAGAGCUGAGGAUACAGGAGAGAGUGUUCAUGGGCACGGGGAGGAAACCUUUCAUGGACAUACAGCCUAACGAGGCAGCCAUCUGUGACAGGGCCGUCAAUUGGGACAGGGCAGGCGUCGGUGACAGGGCCGCCAAAUGUGUCCUGCUAGGAAGAGCUCCUGUGCCGUCUUUUCCACAAACAGAUCUUGAAUGUCUCCGGCCCAACUCCAUUGGUUCAGGCAGUAGUGUCUCUACCUCCUGCAGCCACUCAUCUUCCUCCUCUGGACGAGGUUCUUUACCUCCUGUAGGUUACCCUGGUAACCAGAUACAAGGUGGGAAAACCAAUCACAUUGUCUAUUCCUCCCCGGAGACUGUGACGGUGACUGAAGAUGACCUCAAUAACCAUCAUAAUCACCAGAAACAAAAUCUUCAUCUUCUCAUGGACAGCAUGGAGUCGUCAGGUGAGAGUGGCAGUGUGUUCAGCAGCUCGGAGUGCAGCUGCCUCUCUGCCAUUGGUGGAGAGGUGGAGGACUCGUCAUCUGUCACGUCCCAAAGCUCCCAGUCCUGUGUCACCCAGAGAACAGCAGCACCCAAUCUCAGGAAGAACAGCUCCCCUGCUACGAUCAGGAAGAAGCCCUCCAUUGCUCCCAAACCACCAGRGCUGGCUGCUCCUCAGAGCCUGCAAAAGGGCAAAGAAAUGGUUGCUAUAGGAAAAUCAACAGAAGUUUAACCAGUGGAUUUAACGGAUGGUUCAUCCUGUGGAUCUCUGAGCAAUGAUGAUGGAGAGCAAUCAGGCUGACAGUCAAUUGAAAACUAUGAUAACAGACUGAAUGGACCACUAGUUAACAAGCACUGAAGAGAAAGUGACUUUUUGUCUUUGAAGAACUAAUGUAUCUGGAAUAUUCUAGCUGAAAUAUCAUGAAAAGGAACACAUGAUGGACUGUGGUCAGUUUUUAAAGUGCUUAUGGUGUCCAUUUAUCUAAUAAUACUACUUAAGCAACCACUUCUUUAUCAGCUACUGCUUUAACUGAAUGGCUAUUGUUUUGCUGUCAUUGGUUCAUAAAACAUACUUUUUUGUCUUUGUAAUACUAGUAGUAUUUCAGCUGUUAACUUUUACAAGGGAUUUCUUUGGAAUUUACACAUCAUUCUCACCAUGUCAUGUUGACUCUCUUGAUGACCCCAUAUUCCCAUGAAAUGUCAAAUAUGGGUUCAUAUUUUUCUUCUUCAAAUUACACACAUUUAACACUGUUUAUAAUGUACCGGUACACAUGUCAAACUCAAACAACUGACUAUAGAAACACUUGUUCCCAUUAGUAUUCUCUGCAGGCUCAGGACAACUUGUCAGGUGGCACUCACAUGAUUUCCUGCCCAGAUUUAUAGAUAAAUUAGGGAUCAACUAUUGAUAUCCAGGUGGGAUAGCAGAGGAGCAGCAAGUUACUUAAUAUUUUUUUCCCAUUUGGGUAGAAAGCUUUGUACUAUAUUGCUGUGAAAAUCUCUGGAAAGGGAGAAAAACACUAAAUUAGAAUAAUUUAAGGGGUCCAUCUGGCAUUCUCAACUCAUCAGAAACCAGUGUCUUCUGACUUCUCCAGUUCAGUUGUUCUAAUAGUCAACAUAUUAUUUUACAAUAUUCAUUACAAACCAUGUACAUUAUUGAGAUCUUUCUUUUCUGUGAAAACUGAAAGCAAUUUUGCUUAGGGCUAGGUUCUAUAAGAACUGCGGUAAACAACAUCUGCAUAGCGGUUGUUUUGGCGAUGUUGUUUUGGGGAGGGGGCCUUCAUGAUGAAUUCAGAUUUUUGUGGCCCCCACCCCCAUCAAAGUUGCCCAUCCCUGUUCUAGGCUGUUGUCUACACUUCAAACAGGCUAUAUGCAUUAGCCUGUCAUUAUUUCUAUCAUCGAUAGAGCCUACACUUUCUAUCGCCGUUUUGAACACACGAGCAGCCGCUCUCCAAUUUGUCAACUCACACUGCAGUUACGGCCAACGCGGGUUUAACUCUUGAUCUGAUUGAAUCACAGUCUAUCUUUUUAACAUGUCAAUAUGGUGAGACUUUCUUUGAAACCACUGUCAUCAAUGUUAGUUUUGUUCAUUGUCCACACUUUUUGGGUUAUAUUUUGGUUUUUCUAUAAUACCCAAUGUAUAUAAUUCUCACUGAAAAGCUAUUUAUUAUAGGAUCAGUGCCAUUUUUGUAGAGAAUUUAGUACUUUUUCCUGUAUUUCCCCAGCAGCUGGUUUGAACAUCAGCUCACAUUGAUGUUGUGCAAUCAGAAGAAAUGGGAACAACCUCCUUCAGUGGAAUGUGAAUCCUGACACCUCAGAGGUCACAGGCCAUGACUAAACAUUGUGACCUGACUGACCAAGCGUAGCCCUUUUGGUCAGCACAUAGCCAUCGGUUAAGCAUCAGAUAACAUUGUUGUGUAGGCCACAACGCUCCUCUACCAUAGCUCCCCUCCGCUGUCCUGAACAGUUUGUGUCACAAAUGGGUUACAUACAAUAUCAGUAAACAAAUUACUAAUUGAGAUAUUAUUUAUUUACAUUUGGCCAGUCAUUUAAUUAUAACCUCUGUGUUUAUUCAUGUAUGUAACAUAAAACAAUAAAAGGUUAAUGUUUAAAAUUUAAAAAAGUGA